AUGAUUUACUUAAAAACAAUACUGAACGUCAUCGACAACUCGGGCGCCUCGCUCGUCGAGUGUAUCAAUGUCUUUGGCAAAGGCAACAAGUCCGCCGGCAGAGUCGGCGACAAAAUCGUCGUCGUCGUCCAGCAACUCCGCAGCGCCCGCCUACUCUCCCAGAACGCCGCCAACAGAGUCCAGCGCGGCGACGUCCGUCACGCCGUCAUCGUCCGCACAAAGAAAGAGUGGACACGGCCGGACGGGACCGUCGUGCGGUUCGACGACAACGCGUGCGUGCUUGUGAACAAUCAGGGCGAGCCGGUCGGGUCCCGCGUCAUGGGCGUCGUCGCUCGCGAGUUGCGCGAGAAGUAUUCGAAGAUUGUCGCGUUGGCGCCGAAGGUUAUCUAA
This is a messenger RNA of Myxozyma melibiosi, 390 nucleotides long. RefSeq names its product mitochondrial MRPL38p. The coding region runs from base 1 to 390 and encodes 129 amino acids. Gene Ontology annotation, biological process: translation. The transcript has 3 exons. The record is from RefSeq and is a predicted model, not a curated record. Gene Ontology annotation, cellular component: ribosome; mitochondrial large ribosomal subunit. Lineage: Eukaryota; Fungi; Ascomycota; Lipomycetes; Lipomycetales; Lipomycetaceae. Gene Ontology annotation, molecular function: structural constituent of ribosome; large ribosomal subunit rRNA binding.